AUGUCGUGGUAUGCUCUCGUCGUUAUCUUACUAUUAGUGGUGAGAAAUGGACAACCAGCAAAAACAAAAUUCAUACAUAAAAAUGAUGAUAUUCGUUCAAUUUCGAGCGGAACAUCGUUUGGAGAAUGUCUUGGCUAUUGUCGUCGAUCUAUUAAUAUGACAAAUGUUCCGCCUCAAUUAAUUGCAUUGAAAGAAUCUAAUGGAGAUCAAAUAAAAUAUCCAACUAUUCAACGGCAAUACCCUUUCGAUUUGAUUCAAUGGCAAAAACUUAUUGCUGUUUUCGAUACAGACAUAUUUCUAAAGUUAGAUGAUCGUAUAGGGUGUCCUGACUGUGCAGAUGGUGGUGCAGAAUGGAUUCAAGUUAACUGGUCAAAUAAAAGCAAACGUGUAACAUUUGAAUAUGGAAAAUCAGUUAAUGUUAUUGAAGAGCUUAUUAAAUAUUCGCGCGUACUCAGAGAGCAAUAUUUGAAAAAUUUGUGA
Messenger RNA from Rotaria sp. Silwood1, 480 nucleotides. The record is from the annotation of a GenBank genome assembly. NCBI's taxonomy places the organism in Eukaryota, Metazoa, Rotifera, Eurotatoria, Philodinida, Philodinidae.